Cheilinus undulatus (humphead wrasse) is the source of this 5135-nucleotide messenger RNA. RefSeq names its product Myb/SANT-like DNA-binding domain containing 4 with coiled-coils (gene msantd4). The coding region runs from base 711 to 1967 and encodes 418 amino acids. NCBI's taxonomy places the organism in Eukaryota, Metazoa, Chordata, Actinopteri, Labriformes, Labridae. The transcript is spliced from 5 exons. The record is from RefSeq and is a predicted model, not a curated record.
UAAAAUUGCACCUCCAGGAUGUUGUUUUCAUUGCAGUGCAUCUGUGUUUCUAAGGAAGAAUGCAGGGCCCUUUCAGCCUGUGAUGCUCUCAACCUGUGACUGCGCCCAUGGCAGCUGUCCAUCUGAGGAAACGGAGAAGGAAAACCAGCAAUUUUUGUCUUUUUAACACGCUUUGGCCUUAGCUUUUGAAAUCAGAAACCUAAAUAAUUUGUCAAAAUUCCUCUUCAAACUGGAGUAUAUAGAAGGCUUUUGAUGGGGCAACCAGCUGUGACCCUUGCAACUACAUUUACUUGUUUCCACCUUACAUCUCCAUGACUUUAAGCCUCACACACUGCUGUGCAGAGUCAGCCUCUAGUGUAACAGCUGGGAUCUGUCUGCCAGGUGGAACACUUCAGAGGGACUGCCGGAGCCACUGAGGGAGUUUUCAUCAAUGAAACUGUUGUGCUUUUGAAAGAAAACUGCACUGCAAGACAUGGCCUAACCUUUAAAACAAACACCUAAAUAUCACUCCAUCUGUUAGAGGACAGAGUCUUCACUCUGACCUGUGCCCUAUCUCUCUUUGUUCUCUCCCCCUGUAUAUUUUAGACUUAUUCUUCCAUACUGGCUCCUCUAUCUCCAAUUUUGGCUUGUAUUUUCCCAACAGUUGUCUCCCCUAGUCUCUGUUUUUGGGGUUUCUGACCCUCCUUCCUGUCAAGCUGGAUUUUCUGCAGAUGAAGCAUCUGAAGAGGAAAAGGAAGAGUAACUACAGUGUGAGAGAAACCCAGACUCUCAUAAGAGAGAUCCACAAAAGGAGGGACGUGCUGUUCUCCAGGCAGCAGAACACAGCCAUUAAUGAGCUGAAGAGACAAGCAUGGGAGGAAGUGGCACGAGGGGUCAAUGCACUGGGGGAGGGAGAGCUGCGCACUGCUGCUGAGGUAAAGCGUCGUUACCUGGACUGGCGUGCACUAAUGAAGAGAAAGCAGCUCCAGGCUGAGCUCUCUCUCUCCUCCUCCUCAGUCGCCCUGAAGACUGAGUAUGAUCAGUCAUCCCCUGAGCAUGAGGUGGCUUCUCUGGGAUCUGGCUGUGACCAGUUGCUUGACCUCUCUGGUCUCCCGAAGGAUUGUCACUGCGACUGGCCAGACCUGGAGGCUCUGAGUGAGCCGAGCGGACAGGCCAUGAUGGCACCUCUGGGUGUGAAGAUGGAGGAAGACGUCUGUGAAUACAGACUGAAUGGGGAUGGUGAUGUUGGAGAAGGAGAACUAGAUGAAGAUGACAUCCCCUCCCUCCUCGGUGACAUUGAGGCACGUGGGGAGGGUCAUGUCAGCGAUGUUUACCCCCACAAUGACUUGGGGCUGCUCAACUCCUGUAAGACUCCGACCUCCACCUUCAACAGAGACCUUCCGCUUCCUGGGGCCCCCAUGGGUAUGCCAUCUCAUGCUCUGGGUGGAGUAACCAGUCAUGAAAAUGUGGGAGCAGGAUUUCUGGUUGCUAUCGAGAAACAGAGGUUAGAGGUGGAGAAACAACGCCUGGCUGUGGAGACAGAACGGCUUGUGGUGGAGAAAGAGCGGCUGGGGGUGGAGAAGGAGCGUCUGAGACAGAUGGAUGUAGAGAGGGAACGUCUGCAGCUGGAGAAAGAGAGGCUACAGGUGGAGAGAGAAAGGCUGAGGCUCCUGCUCCUCAGCCAAUCAGAACACGCUGACUCUUCCUUCAACCUGCCGCCUCAACAAGGCCCGCCGUCGUCAUCCACACCUGCUUUAUCUUCCACCCAGCAUGACAGGCAGAUGGAGAGAGAGAAAGAGUGUAAAGGCUGGACAUCAGCUGUGGAUCUGGAGACAGAAAGGCUGAAACUGGAGAAAGAGAGACUGCAGCUAGAGAAAGAAAGGCUGCAGUUCUUUAAAUUUGAGGCUGGCAGACUGCAGAUUGAAAGAGAGCGCCUUCAUGUGGAGAAAGAGAGAAUGCAGCUGCACAAGGAUCAUCAGGGCCAUUAAAGAAAAGACCCAGAAUAGAAAAAAGAAAAAAAAUAGUGUAUAUGUGGAUUUGCAUAAGUAGCUGCUUACUUACAGUCUCCUUCAUGUUGCAACCUUUCCCAGGAGGGAGAGGACAGACACAGAGGGCUGACAUGUUUACGACCAUCAUGAUAGAGCAGUGCCUUAUGAUGUCUUCAUAAAAUAGGCGACAGGAUGGAACAGAUACCAUGAUAAUAAAAAUCAUGAAAUAGGGUUUGUUUGGUGCACACAGCUGGCUUUGAUUUAUAAAAUGUGACAAGUUUAAACAGCUGUUUAGUCUUCUGUCUAGAUAUGCUAAUGCACAAAAUGUGCAAAAAUUGCUAAGCUGAAGAAUCAAUGCUAUUAACAGUAGAAAAUGUUUCACAUGAAAAAAUUGAAUGGUGAUGUCUUAAACCGCAUCAAAUCAGUGCCAAUUAAUUUUUUUGCAUGGGUGCUUACCUUUUACUUAAGACAAAACAACCAUUACUUAUAAAGACAGAUUUUUUUGUAUGACACUUGUUAUGCUGUCAAACUCUUUUCUUAUUAUAUUGUUUGCAUGCCAGUACUUUCAAUUUUCUACAAGUGUUUUAACCUGAUUUUUCAUUUUUGAUAUAUUUUACAGCUGCUUAAUAAUAGUUUACAGUUUUUAAAAAAUCAAAGGGCUAAGUUCUGGUGACGUGUCCCAGUAUUCCAUGAAAAGGAGACAGUAAGUCAUAAGCUUUUGUCUCAUUUCAGUGGUAGCAUCCUUUGAAGGACCCAGACUACAACGGAUUCUCUCUGCCUUAACCCCCUUGUUUCUAAGGCUUGUCCACACUUCUGUACAUAUGCAAACAGUGUAUUUGGUCACUUAAAACUCAACUUUUUGAAAACUCUUUCCAAGGUGAAGAUUUUUUGAAACUCUGCUCACAGCAUUUACUGUAUGUGUGGAUGGGGGACACUGGGAUCUAGGCUAAUGCCACAUUGUGCAUCGGUUUCUCAUCUGUUUGAUGUCACUGGUUGUCUGGGUUAUCACUUCUGUUUCCAUUGCAAUGACAGAUGCUAAACCUGCACUGGUUUUAACAUUGAUAACUGGACUUUUGACAUGCUUACACAUACCUACAAGGAAAACCUCUGUUUUCAAAAAUACCUGCCUAUGUGUGGACAAGGCCUAAGGGCUUCCCCUGUAUCCUCAACAGCUGCUCCUUAACCUUUUAAUUUAAAGAUAAUUGGACAUUUCAACACUUAUUUCUAAGGAUUAUUUUUUGUGCUUUUUGCCUUCAUUUGAUAGGACAGCCAAAGAGAGACAGGAAACUUCGGGAGAGAGAGUGGGGGAAGACAUGCUGAGACCGGGAAGCGGUCCCAGGACCAGUGCUUUGAGGACUGUAGCCUCAGUAUAUGGGCACCUGCUCUACAAACUGAGCCAAAUCAGUGCCCAAUAUUUGAAGACUUUUUUAGCGUAGUGAUGCUCAAUAUAUAACCAAUUUCAAACCAGUUGCUUACAUUUAAAAUUAUAUUACUUGGCCCCUUGAGAGUCUGCCAUCUAGGGUGAAUUGUAGCACACUAAGCUGUCAAGGACGCACCUGAUAUAGAUUGUUUCCACUGAGCGCUCUGGUUCAGUCUAGUAUGACACAGUACACAUUUUUUUUUGUGUGUGUGUUUCCAUUAUCAAAAGUUGGAAAGGGUCCCAAAUAACCAACCUGUAUAGUUCCACUUUUUUUGGCACCCUUUCUUUGCGGUGUCAAGCUUACCUAUCUGUCCCAAAAGGAGAAGCUGUUUCCUGGACCAUUGAUAUUAAUAUCUGGACACAAAUUGGAUUUCCUGACAUUUAUGUGGACCUGAUUUCAAGUACAUGAAGCAAAGCCUGAAGGUAAACAACCUGGUUCAUUAGUGAUAGAUGUGAAACUGAAUUAAUGAUGAAGUUUUGUAAGAUCAUAUUUUAACUACAGGUAACCUGUGAAAAGAUCGAUCUGUGGUUAAAUGCAUUCACAAAACUUUGGAUGUUAGCCUUUUUUUAAACAAGAUCAAUGUACCCAGGAUUUCUUACUUAAUUUCAUUCAAUUUUAACAAGCUAAACUUUUAUUUUCAAUGUGUUGAAUUCACACAGUACAGCUCUUAACUUUUCCAUUAUGUUGUAUUGUUAAAGUGUCAGAUAUGCUGACUUCAUAACACCUUCACAGAAAUAACUGAAGUAUUUAACAAAUAGAAAUUAGGUUAUUUCCCAAAUACUACUGUAUGUGUGAUAAAUAUUGAUGGACUUGACAUUUCUUGAUCAUCGCUAAGAUGUAGUUAUUAAAAUACAGCAGCUUUCAACUGAAAUAAAGCUGUUUACUAUAUAUUCCCUACUGAUUUUAGUCACCAGUAUGACCUUUCAUCAACUCAGCGGCUGGAACAGCAGAGACUCACGCUAGCUGUGAUGCCCCAUGUAUUUCCUCUACAUUUCACCUAAAAGGGUAUGGGUCUAUGUGGAAACCGUACUCAAUGGAACUGGACCACUUGAUGGAAAUGUGGCAAUAGAUAAUGUUUUCCAGGUAAAGUAGGAUACAUUUGUUUGUAACACUUAAAGGAGCCUUUGAAAUAGGACAUGAUAGUGUGAUGUAAUAAGUCUUCAAAUGUGCCAAAUAAAGAAUGCAACCACUGAAAUGGGACACAGCUUAUCUGACACAACUAAAUGAAAUUCAGCAGCUGUUCAUAUUUGUAACACUUUUGCUAUCUCUUCUAAGAACAUCUUGUCUUGUGUGGAAAAAUCUUUGAAGUUUUUUUUUCUCUUAAAGUUGUGCAAGAUAACUAAACAUCUGUUAUGAGCAGCUAUGGGUAGAAGUUUUGCUUGCAUGCUAUUACAUUAAAGUGUUUUAGUUCUGAUGUCAAAAAUAUAUUGUGAAAAGUUUCUGACAGGUUAUAUAUCAUCAAACAAAGUGGACACUCCAACUACUGUUGUAAUAUUGUGAACACAUGCUGUUUUUCACCCAAUAUUUGUCCUGUUCACACCGUAAACAUCCUGUUACCAGGUCAUGUGUCCCUAGCAGCAACUCUUUCAUAUUAUUUCCUUGUAAAAUCCAUCUCUGAUAUGUGCACAACUGUAUUUAUACAUAUUUUUAAUCUGUCUUUUUCCUUGUGUCAAUAAGUCUGUAAACAGAAUUGAAGAGAAAAGAAACAUCAAACAAGAUGUUAUUAUCAGAGUUGAAUAAAACCAAA